Molecule: messenger RNA, 5071 nt
Organism: Microtus oregoni (creeping vole)
Lineage: Eukaryota; Metazoa; Chordata; Mammalia; Rodentia; Cricetidae
Product: histone demethylase UTY-like
Exons: 26
Coding region: 279-3872 (1197 amino acids)
Biological process (GO): regulation of gene expression; heart development
Cellular component (GO): MLL3/4 complex
Molecular function (GO): histone H3K27me2/H3K27me3 demethylase activity; protein binding; chromatin DNA binding
Source: RefSeq, a predicted model, not a curated record
UUGUUUUUGGCUCACACUGACCCUAUUACAACAACUUUAUGCAGAUACUAGGUAAGCUUGGUAGUCUAAGAAUUUCGGGUAGGUUCUACAACAGUGUCUGCUUCCGGCUUCAUGUGAUCAACACCUGCUGGGCUAUGUGAACUAAGGGUAUCAGGAGCUUUCCCCUUUGCCUGGGAGUUUGUAGUGGCCUCAGCUGCGGCGAUAAAGUUGGCGUGGUAGUUUCAAGCUUCGAUUGAAGCAGUCAUUUCAAGCUUUGGACUGGUGGUGAAUGAGCGUGAAUGUGGAACUUGAACACUUUUUGCUUUUCCAUGAAAUCAUACGGAUUGUCCCUUGCUACUGCUGCUGUCUUGCGUGAUGAGAAAAAGAAAAUGGCGGCGGAUACGGCGAGUAGCGAGGGCGACGAGGGGUCCUUUAAUCUCACAGUCGAAGAGAAGGAGGCGCUUUGUGGGUUGGAUAGCAGCUUUUUCGGGUUCUUAAGCCGACGCGAAGAUGGCGCUAGGACGAAGACGCUAUUGAACAAGGCUAUUCACUGCUACGAAUCUUUAAUAGUAAAAGCUGAAGGAAAAGUGGAAUCUGAUUUCUUUUGUCAAUUAGGUCACUUCAAUCUCUUGUUGGAAGAUUAUUCAAAAGCAUUGUCAUCUUACCAGAGAUAUUACAGUUUACAGACUGACUACUGGAAGAAUGCUGCCUUUUUAUAUGGUCUUGGUUUGGUUUACUUCUACUACAAUGCAUUUCAUUGGGCAACUAGAGCAUUUCAAGAUGUCCUUUAUGUUGACCCCAGUUUUUGCAGAGCCAAGGAAAUUCAUUUACGCCUUGGUUUUAUGUUCAAAGUGAAUACAGAUUAUGAGUCUAGUUUAAAGCAUUUUCAGCUAGCUUUGAUCGACAGUAAUGCCUGUACUUUGUCCAGUGUGGAAAUUCAGUUUCACAUUGCUCAGUUAUAUGAAACCCAGCAGAAAUACCAUUUUGCAAAAGAAGCCUAUGAACAACUUUUACAAAUUGAAAGCCUUCCAUCUCAAGUAAAAGCAACUAUAUUGCAACAGUUAGGUUGGAUGCAUCAUAAUAUGGAUCUAGUAGGAGACAAGGUCACCAAGGAAAGGUAUGCUAUUCAGUAUCUCCAAAAGUCAUUGGAGGAAGAUCCUAAUUCUGGCCAAUCAUGGUAUUUCCUUGGAAGGUGCUAUUCUAGCAUUGGGAAAGUUCAGGAUGCCUUUGUAUCUUAUAGGCAAUCCAUUGAUAAAUCAGAAGCAAGUGCAGACACGUGGUGUUCAAUAGGUGUGCUCUAUCAACAGCAAAAUCAGCCUAUGGAUGCCUUACAGGCUUAUAUAUGUGCUGUACAGUUGGAUCAUGGACAUGCAGCAGCCUGGAUGGACUUAGGCAUUCUUUAUGAGUCCUGCAACCAACCUCAGGAUGCAAUUAAAUGCUACUUAAAUGCAACUAGGAGCAAAAGCUGUAGUCAUACAUCUGCACUUACAUCAAGAAUUAUGUUUUUAAAGGCUCAGUUGUGUAAUCUUCCACAAGGUAAUCUACAGAAUAAAACUAAAUUACUUCCUAGUAUUGAGGAGGCGUGGAGCCUACCAAUCCCUGCAGAGCUUACCUCCAGGCAGGGUGCCAUGAACACAGCACAGCAGGGUUUUGAUAAAGAUGAGAGUUUACAUUUGGCAGUACAGAAUGAUGACCAGCCUCUAUUUCCCACUGGUUCCACACGAUAUCUCCAAGCAGAUAGCACUGGUAUUCAAAAUCAGAAUGAAAAUCAUGGUCUGCCUCAAAAUACAGAUACAAAGGGGGAUCCUCAAAACCAUUUCACUUUUCAUUUUGCUACCUCAGAAGAACAAAAGGGCACUAACUGUACCAAAGAAAACAAGCAUUCAGGAAAUAGAUCACUGAGUUUUAAGUCAUGUAGGCAAGGCACAUCUGAUAUCUGUAUUAAUGUAAAGGAAUGUUCUAAUCAUGUUCAUCAGAUUCCAUCAGUUGCUAUCUCCAGUCCUAAAAAUGAAGAUUCUGUGCCAGCAAAUUUAAUAAUUGUAGACAGUCCUCAGCCUUCUGCCAUGGUUGGAGAAGUUAUUGACAGUAUAGGUACUGGAAUGUGUGACAAAACCAAUAAUGUUCAUCCAGCUGUUCUCAAAAAGUCUGAUAAUCUUGUUGCUUCUCCACCCUCUUCAGAAACACUUUUCCCAAAGUUCAGUGACAAGAUGCAUAAACAUACUACCAGUUUUAUCAGUCCUCACAGUGGAUUACAUAAAAUUAAUGGAGAAGGCCAAGAAAACUCAGAGAGUUCUAUCAGUGUUAACCCUGGUCUCAGACCUAGACCUCAAAUCCUACCAUCAAUGUCUGUGUCCAUAUACUCAACUUCAACAGAAGCUCUGAAAGCAUGCAGGAAUCUUGGUAAAAAUGGUUUGUCUAAUAGUCAUAGUCUGCUGGAUAUAUGCCCACCUCCAAGACCACCAUCUUCACCAUACCCUCCAUUACCAAAGGAGAAGUUGAACCCACCCACUCCCAGUAUUUAUUUGGAAAAUAAGCGUGAUGCCUUUUUUCCUCCAUUACAUCAAUUUUGCAUCAACCCAAAAAACCCUGUCACAGUAAUUCGAGGCCUUGCUGGAGCUCUUAAGUUAGAUCUUGGACUUUUCUCUACCAAAACUUUGGUAGAAGCUAAUAAUGAGCAUAUGGUAGAAGUGAGGACACAAUUGUUGCAGCCAGCAGAUGAAAACUGGGAUCCCUCUGGAACAAAGAAAAUCUGGCGGUAUGAAAAUAAAAGUUCUCAUACAACAAUUGCUAAAUAUGCCCAGUACCAGGCCUGCUCCUUCCAGGAAUCAUUAAGAGAAGAAAAUGAAAGAAGAAUGCAAGCUAAAGAUUAUUCAGAUAUUGAAUCAACAUCUUCAGAGAAUUCUGCGAGGAAACGGAAAGGACCUUUUAAAACCAUAAAAUGUGGGAUUAACAUUGAUCUGUCUGAUAACAAAAAGUGGAAGUUGCAGUUACAUGAGCUGACUAAACUUCCUGCUUUUGUACGUGUUGUAUCAGCAGGAAAUCUUCUAAGCCAUGUUGGCUAUACCAUUUUGGGUAUGAACACAGUUCAACUUUGUAUGAAAGUUCCAGGAAGUAGAAUACCAGGUCACCAAGAAAAUAACAACUUCUGUUCUGUUAACAUAAAUAUUGGUCCAGGUGAUUGUGAGUGGUUUGUUGUACCUGAAGAUUAUUGGGGUGUUCUGAAUGAAUUCUGUGAAAAAAAUAAUUUGAAUUUCCAGAUGAGCUCAUGGUGGCCAAACCUUGAAGAUCUUUAUGAAGCAAAUGUUCCUGUGUAUAGGUUUAUUCAGCGACCUGGAGAUUUAGUUUGGAUCAAUGCAGGCACUGUCCAUUGGGUUCAGGCUAUUGGGUGGUGUAAUAACAUUGCCUGGAAUGUUGGUCCACUCACAGCUUUUCAGUAUAAAUUAGCAGUUGAACGGUAUGAAUGGAACAAGUUGCAAAGUGUCAAGUCAGUGGUACCUAUGGUUCACCUUUCAUGGAAUAUGGCACGAAAUAUCAAAGUAUCAGAUCCAAAACUUUUUGAAAUGAUUAAAUAUUGUCUCUUAAAAAUUCUAAAGCAAUGUCAGACUUUGAGAGAAGCUCUUGUUGCAGCAGGGAAAGAGGUUCUAUGGCAUGGGCGGAUAAAUGAUGAACCAGCCCCUUAUUGUAGUAUCUGUGAGGUGGAAGUAUUUAACUUGCUUUUUGUUACUAAUGAAAGCAAUUCUCAAAAGACAUAUAUAGUACAUUGUCAGAACUGUGCACAAAAAGCGAGUGGAAAUUUGGAAAAUUUUGUGGUGCUAGAACAGUACAAAAUGGAGGACUUGAUGCAAGUCUAUGACCAGUUUACAUUAGCUCCUUCGUUAUCUUCUGCAUCUUAAUAAUGUUCCAGAAUUAUUGAGUACAUUGUUCUUCAGGAAAUAUGUUUCUUAUUUUGUUGUUAUUUCAGAAGACUGCUCUCUCAAAGCUGUGUCUAUGCAAUCUUUCAAGAAUAGAGGAUAAGGAGACUAAACAAAGAGUACAGCUUCUACUCCAAGAUUUAUAAUGUUGACCCAGAUGUAUUUAAUUUUUGUAAAAAAUUAGUAUAUUCGUAUUAUUUGUAUAUAUCUAACAAACACAUUUUGAAUGUAUUUCUGGGCUGCUGGAUUCAUUUAUGCUCGUAUGUUACCUUUUUUAAUUUCUCCAGAAUUACAUAGAAUCCUACUUGGCUGUUUCUUUGCAAGAGAGUUAGCAAUUUAAAAAAUUUUAUCAACAUUUUCUAAAUUUGAAAUAAUAUGACAAAGUUUUAUACUGCUCCUUGUCUCUUAUUUUGAAGUCAUGAUUUGAUGUGAUUAAAAAAUAAAUAACAGCAAAGACAAACAUGUAAUGGGUUGCAUAUGAAAAAUAAAUUUCUGAUAGGAUUCUGUUUUGUUUUUAAUCUUGAUUCAAAUAUAAAUUUAUAUAUAUAUUUAUUGCUUGAAAAUAUUUGUGAAUGGAAUGUUAUUUUUCCUAGACUUACAUGCCAUUAAAUAUUGAGGAGUUGUGUAAUUUCAAAUACAUUACAUUUUAUAUGUGUAAAUAAAGCCAUUUAGCAUUGGACAUUAACUUUUAUUACAAUUGUUUACUGUUUAAAGGAUUUUUUUCAAUGUUUGAGUUUUAAAGACUAGAUCCACUCUAUGUUCUUUUUCAAAUGUAAUGGAUAUAUGUAUUUUAUGUGUUUGUAAACACAUGUAUUAUAUGUAGAAAUCUCAAUAUAUCACUGUACAUGGAAACAAAAAAAUUUUAAUUUUUAUAUCUGAUAGUUUGUGAAAGUAUUUGAUUAUUAAAUAUGUAUGCUUAUUUUUAAAGACCAUAAGUGUCUUUCAGUCUGACUAGGUUGCAGCAUAUGCAGUGACAACUGGUUAAUAAUUGCUGUCGUAAAUAGUUUUUAAGGACAUAAAAAAUUGCAAAGUUAAUAUUUUAUAAGAUAUGUAUAGAUUUUACAAAUACUUAUCAUUUAGGAUUUGCUUUAAUGAAAAAGUUAAUGAGAAUGAUGACCUCUGUUUUAGAAUAUGAGUAUACUAAAGGACUUUUUUUUUUUAAAUAGACCUCUUUGAAAUUC